AUGAAGAUAACUGGUAUCCUUGUUAUUGGCUUUGGUCUUUUGGCAGUAGCUUCGGCUGCUUCCAUUGAUCCAACUUGCAUGUUGAAGGAGCUUGUUAAGACGGACGAACGUAUUCGCAAUAAUGGCUAUCCCUCGGAAUCCCAUUUUGUCACAACUCCCGAUGGUUAUGUUUUGAACUUAUUCCGUAUACCCUAUUCGAAUAAGUUGCAAAACAAGGAUUCUUAUCGCCCCGCCAUUCUGCUGCAGCAUGGUCUAUUCAGUAAUUCCGAUUGUUGGUUAUCUGGUGGCCCCGACAAUGCUUUGGCUUAUUUGUUGGCCGAUGCCGGUUUCGAUGUAUGGCUAGGAAAUGCCCGUGGUAACUUGUACUCUCGCCAGAAUAACCUCAUUUCCAUUAACAGCCCUAAAUUUUGGCAUUUCGAUUGGCAUGAAAUCGGUAGCAUUGAUAUCCCAGCGAUGAUCGAUUACAUCAUUGAACAGACCGGCCAACCUAAAAUCCAUUAUGCCGGCCACUCUCAAGGUACAACGGUGUACUUUGUCAUGAUGUCUGAACGCAAGGAAUACAAUGAGAAAAUUAAAUCGGCCCAUAUGUUGGCCCCAUGCGCCUUCUUUGAACACGGCACUUCAUUUGUAUUCCAAGUGUUCCGUCCUUUGAUCGGUUCACCAGGUGGUAUUUGGAAUCAAGUUUUUGCCGAUAUGGAAUUGAUGCCACAAAAUCGUUUGGUAAAUCGCGCCGCUGACACGGCUUGUGGUUUGGAACCGCCAUUGCAAUUCUUGUGCAAGAAUAUGUGGCUGUUAUUUGCCGGUGAUAGUUAUCAAAACACCAACCUGACUGCUAUGCAAGAAUUGAUUGAAACCCAUCCAGCUGGUUGCUCCAGUAAUCAGGGUAUCCAUUACAUCCAGCUGAGCGAUCACAACGUUGGUCGUUUCUGUCAAAUGGAUUAUGGUGAAAAGAAAAAUCAACAAAUCUAUGGCCAACCCACUCCACCAGAUUAUAAUUUGGACAAUAUUGUUGCACCCACAUAUUUGUAUUCCAGCACCAAUGAUGGCCUUUGCAAUCCCAAGGAUGUUGACACAUUAGUUUCAAAGGUCAAGAAUUUGGCUGGUGAUUAUCGGGUGCCCGAUCAAACUUUCAAUCAUUUGGACUUUAUUGUGGCCAAGAAUAUGCGAGAAAUGGUCAAUGAACCAGUUAUGAGAAAUAUUUUCAAACAUGAAGACGGUUUGUAUUGAAAG
Musca vetustissima is the source of this 1230-nucleotide messenger RNA. Its product is annotated as lipase 3-like. The transcript is spliced from 2 exons. Bases 1 to 1227 code for a protein of 408 amino acids. NCBI's taxonomy places the organism in Eukaryota, Metazoa, Arthropoda, Insecta, Diptera, Muscidae. Gene Ontology annotation, molecular function: hydrolase activity, acting on ester bonds. Gene Ontology annotation, biological process: lipid metabolic process. The record is from RefSeq and is a predicted model, not a curated record.